Messenger RNA from Anopheles funestus (African malaria mosquito), 1300 nucleotides. Its product is annotated as probable endochitinase. The record is from RefSeq and is a predicted model, not a curated record. The transcript is spliced from 2 exons. Gene Ontology annotation, molecular function: chitin binding. Lineage: Eukaryota; Metazoa; Arthropoda; Insecta; Diptera; Culicidae. Gene Ontology annotation, cellular component: extracellular region. The coding region runs from base 112 to 891 and encodes 259 amino acids.
AGAAGAACUAUAAAAAUCUGAGACACCCACUGGCUUUAGCAUCAGUACGCAGGUAACAGUGAUCGUGAAUACAUACACUGUACAGUGAUAGUUUAAAAAGUAUUCUACAACAUGAUCGUACUUCCAAUGAAAUACGUUACCCUGGGAUUAGUGCUGAUUGUAAGCAUUCUGGCCAACCCAGGCGACCACAUUCCCAACCAUCCGAAUUGUCCCGACGUCCAGGGACCUAUUCCAGUGUACUUUGUGCAUCCAACAAACUGCAGUAGAUUCUACGAGUGCAAGGAUAAAACUGCUUGGGAAUUAGAGUGUUCAGCGGGAUUGCAUUUCAACACCAAAAUCAACGUGUGUGAUUACCCCGAAAAUGCGCAAUGCGAGUCACAGUCAACGCAUACCACUACGAUGGUGAUAAGUACGACAACCAGUACUUUCACAACACUGGACCACACUACAACUAUAGGAACAACUACUGAAUGCGAUUCUACUAUUCCAACAACGACUAUUCCUAGUACAACGACUCCUUACCCAUGGCCAGAACAUAGUACAACAUCUGCUCAGCCACCGUCGGAUGGUUCUACACCAACUUCUUAUUCAACGACGGACGGUACUAGUACAACUUCUGAUUGGACGGACAUCACUACAACGUAUCGUCCACCAACAGAGGGAGGUACACCAAAGCCAAACUGUCCACCAUUUGGUGCCACACAGCCAAACUAUUGGGCAGAUUCUUCCGACUGUAGCAGAUAUUUGGGUUGCCUGGAAAAUUGCGUACAAAAGUUCAAAUGUCCAGACGGGUUAUAUUGGAACGAUGAACAAAAGCGCUGUGACAGCUUUGGCAACUCACAAUGUUGUCCAGUUAUCCCACCAGCGCCGAAUGUAUGGACGACGGAUUAAUUUGAGGUUAGAAACUGUCGACUAACAUACAUAUGACGAAUUGUUUGAAGUGAAUUUACUCCUGGCUUCCAUGAAUAAUAUGGUAUUUAUUUGUGAACAAUGAAAAAAGAAGUUUAAAUGAUUUUUUUAAUUCAUAAAAGAUGUCAAAACCUUUAGGAUCAAAACUGUACUUAAAAUCAAAUUUGAUUGAAACAAUAAAAAUAAUAACCAAUUAGCAAAUGAUGCACAAAUAACAAAAAGAAGGUGAUUGAUUGUGGCUUAUAAUAAGAGUUGCUUGUGAAAAAUAAUUUUCGUUCCACGAAUGUCCUCCCUCAAUUACAAGCAACUGGUGAAUACUAAUUCUGAAGUCUCGCACAACAUAUCUUGCAAAUAGUUUCUUCCACAAGAAUAAAAAUAAUAUACAAACAAU